Molecule: messenger RNA, 446 nt
Organism: Pungitius pungitius (ninespine stickleback)
Lineage: Eukaryota; Metazoa; Chordata; Actinopteri; Perciformes; Gasterosteidae
Gene: mrpl53
Product: mitochondrial ribosomal protein L53
Exons: 3
Coding region: 28-354 (108 amino acids)
Cellular component (GO): mitochondrial large ribosomal subunit
Source: RefSeq, a predicted model, not a curated record
UCGGGGUUAGAGGUCAAAUCAGAAAACAUGGCGGCUUCGGGCAAAGCGACCGUGGUCUUAAAGGCUGUGAAGAAAAUAGCGAUUCAGUUUUGUCCGUUUGAGUCUAAUGUUCGGUCCACAAGGGAGUUUCUGACCAUGGUGGGCUCGGAGAAGGCCAGAGCCACCAACAUGAACUGUGAGGUGAUAUCGAUGGUGAAACACGACAAGUCUGAACCCCUGGUGGAUAUUACUUACUUAGACGGAGACAGGCUGCUGUUGAAAGGAGCCAAGUUGACGGGCGGCGAGAUGCUGAAUGCUUUUCAGUCAGUGUGUGCGGCCAAGGACCUGCAGGCAAAGGUUGCAGCAAAGAAAUGAUGAUCCUCACGUUAAAUCUGUGUGCAGAAUGAAUUUGUAUUUAGCUGUGUAUAUUUGGUAUUUUCUUUAUUAAAGUAAUUCAUUUAAAUGUG